AAGCUGCGGACAAGCUUUCCCACUAUCCAAGCUGUGCGGUCAUAACAAGGCGCCCCGGUCGGCUUUUGUAGUCUAAUCUGAACUCCCGUUCUCUCUUCUAUUCAUCAUUCGUCUAUCCUUUGUACAGAUCUCCAAUCUCUGUUCCGCUUGCGAUAGCAUCCUGGGAAGUAGCACGCGACAACGUCCACACCAGUCAACCGGCGCCGACACUACGAUAGCGACCAGACCGCACGCGAAGAUAAGGUCAUAAACGCGAUUGAAGCGAUUGGAAUACAGUGAUCACUCAAAAUGGCCGGCAAAUUGGACGCGAUGAAGCCGCAGAGAAAGAUUGAGCUCUUCUCAGGCUCGUACUUUGCGGCGUGUACGAUGGGCGGUAUUAUCGCGUGCGGACCUACACACACUAUGGUCACGCCGCUGGAUUUGGUGAAAUGCCGCCGUCAAGUCGAUUCCAACCUCUACAAGUCCAACUCACAAGCCUGGAAAAUGAUUUACUCCAAAGAAGGUCUGCGGGGCGUAUUCUUCGGCUGGACACCCACCUUUAUCGGCUACUCCAUGCAAGGUGCUGGAAAGUACGGGUUCUAUGAGGUAUUCAAAUACCUCUACGGCGAAAAGCUGGCGCCCGGCGCACCGCAAACAGUCGUAUACCUAGCUGCCUCCGCUUCCGCCGAGUUCCUCGCCGACAUCGCGCUAUGUCCUAUGGAAGCAAUCAAGGUCCGCAUGCAGACUACCAUGCCACCGUUCGCAAACACACUGAGAGAAGGCUGGUCGAAGGUGAUCAAGGAGGAGGGUGUUGGUGGUCUGUACAAGGGCUUAUACCCACUGUGGGCGCGUCAAAUCCCGUACACCAUGGUCAAGUUCGCUACAUUCGAAGAGACGGUCAAGCAAAUCUACGGCUUCUUGGGUAAGCCAAAGGAGUCAUACGGAAGCUUGCAGCAAACCGGCGUGAGCUUUCUCGGUGGAUACAUCGCUGGUAUAGGUUGUGCGGUCGUUUCGCAUCCCGCAGACGUGAUGGUCUCGAAGCUCAACAGCGACCGAAAGGCUGGCGAGGGCGCUGGUCAGGCUAUCGGCAGGAUAUACGGCAAGAUCGGUUUCGGUGGUCUUUGGAAUGGACUACCUGUUCGUAUAUUCAUGAUUGGUACUUUAACUGCGUUCCAAUGGCUCAUCUACGAUUCCUUCAAGGUCUACCUCGGCCUACCCACUACUGGUGGUCACUAAGGACGACGCAAAAUAAUUGUCACGCGUACAGUGUUUUGGGAGCACAACAGGAGCAAGUACUACCUAAUGACGUUUAAUUAUCUUCAUCAAUUCCUACCCUGUGUAGAGAGCUAUACAGGACAUUGCUUUCGAUGAGUAUGUCAAUGCAUGACCGGCGUAAUGUUGCUGCUGCCGCCGUGUAUGGUUGCAGACAUUGGACCAAAGAAGGUUUUUAUUCUUUGUAGAUCUCAUGAUAACAAUUACUCAACACGUUGCUAGUAACGAUUUAAUGAGACAGCUUCAGGUACGUGACACGAAAGUAAAUGA
Alternaria rosae is the source of this 1521-nucleotide messenger RNA. RefSeq names its product mitochondrial carrier domain-containing protein. Gene Ontology annotation, cellular component: mitochondrial inner membrane. Gene Ontology annotation, molecular function: phosphate transmembrane transporter activity. The coding region runs from base 289 to 1215 and encodes 308 amino acids. NCBI's taxonomy places the organism in Eukaryota, Fungi, Ascomycota, Dothideomycetes, Pleosporales, Pleosporaceae. The record is from RefSeq and is a predicted model, not a curated record. The transcript is spliced from 4 exons. Gene Ontology annotation, biological process: mitochondrial phosphate ion transmembrane transport.